CUUUUUCAAUAUUCUCUACAAAUAAAUCUAAGAAUAUAUAUCGAGUGAUCGAGAAUGGAGUGUACGGGAAAGCAGACAAGUCACGAUCAUAAGCACAGGAUUGAGGAAGAAGAUGAAGCAAUCACGUAUGCUGGCGUGUUAAGUAGCUCUUUCAUUUUACCAAUGGUGUUGAAUGCCUGCAUAGAGCUCAACGUGCUUGAGAUCAUUAACAAAGCAGGCCCUGAUGCUCAACUCCCGCCCUCUGCUAUCGCUUCUCACCUUCCAACCGGCCGCAAUCCUGAUGCGCCAUUUGUGCUUGACCGCAUGCUGCAUCUCCUUGCUAGCUACUCUCUUCUCACUUGCUCUGUCCACACUCUCGAGGAUGGCAAGGUUCAGAGACGUUACGGCCUCACGCUUGCCGGAAAGUGUUUUAUUAGAAGCGUAGAUAGAGGGUCACUCGCCCCGUUUUCACUCCUCUCUCGCUGCCAGGCUAUCACGAAUAUGGGUUUCCACUUGAAGGACGCGGUGCUUGAAGGUGGCUUUACAUUCGAGAAAGCCCAUGGAAUGUCGAUCUAUCAGUACAACAGUGUAAAAGAUCCUACAUUCGGAGAGGCUUUUGAUGAGGCAAUGGCUCAACACUCCACCCUUAUCACGAAACAAAUUCUCAAAAAAUACAAGGGUUUUGAGGGCCUAUCAUCAUUAGUUGAUGUUGGUGGUGGAAUCGGCACUACCCUCAACUUGAUCAUCUCUCAGUACCCUUCCAUUAAGGGCAUUAACUUCGAUGUGUCUGAAGUAUUAAGGAAUGCCCGAUCUUAUAAUGGCAUAGAGCACGUUGCGGGCAAUGUGUUUGAAGAAGUUCCAAAAGGCGGUGCCAUAAUGUUGAAGCAAAUAAUUCAUAACUGGGAAGAUGAGGAAUGCUUGAAAAUACUAAGGAAUUGCUACAAAGCGGUGCCGGAGAAGGGAAAGGUAAUUGUGAUUGAUCCAUUUGUGCCUGUGGCUCCUGAGACAACCCUCUUGGGUAGGUUUGCUUCCCAGUAUGACAAUCUUAUGUUUUGUGAGCUUGGAGGAAAGGAGAGGACGGAGAAUGAGUUCAAGGCCUUGGCAAUAGCAGCUGGGUUUUCACAGUCCCGAGUUGCGUGCUCUGCUUGUGGUUAUUGGGUGCUGGAGUUGAAGAAAUAAGUACUCAAUAUAUAUAUACGUACUCCUUCACUAUCUUUGGGAACAUGAAAAUAAGUGCAUGCGGUAGAAGUAAAAAUACAAUUAUUCCAGAACGUGUAAUGUGUUUGAUAAGUCCCACAUAAAUAAAAAAGAAGUUUAUUUUACAAUUUAGCUACACGUGUUAGGAUGUAAUUGAGACUUUUAAAUAAAAAUAAGGUGGUUAAGUGAUGAAUUUUCUUU
Molecule: messenger RNA, 1377 nt
Organism: Alnus glutinosa
Lineage: Eukaryota; Viridiplantae; Streptophyta; Magnoliopsida; Fagales; Betulaceae
Product: caffeic acid 3-O-methyltransferase-like
Exons: 4
Coding region: 55-1158 (367 amino acids)
Biological process (GO): methylation
Molecular function (GO): O-methyltransferase activity; S-adenosylmethionine-dependent methyltransferase activity; protein dimerization activity
Source: RefSeq, a predicted model, not a curated record